GCGCUCUUUAAGCUCCGGUGUUGCCACACAGAGCAGCCAUUCAUCGGCUCUACAGUCAGCCACACACACUCCAAUGUUGAACCACUGGACACCUAAACUGGUGUAACUGCUUUUGCUGAAUUCCAGCCAGCGGUGGAAAGGAUUUGGACACUUUUACGCAGCAGUAUGGCUUUGCCUGAGAAGAGUCACCAGUAACCGGGAUCGUCGUAGACUCCAGACGUCUUAUUCAAUUAAAACAAUUUAAUUACUCAGAACAGUUUGGACUCUCUCUAAAAACAAAUUUUGCAUUCGAGGGUUGUCUUGCCAUUAGUUGAAAGUUAAACAAAAUGUCCGGCGAGGACCACAGCCUGUCCGAGGCGGAACUGAGUCCCGGAGGGUCAGACGACGGUCACUCACUGUCACCGACUCAACCCGGGGCGCCACCCGGCCAGGGCUCACCUCUGACCGGGCCGUCGCAGCAGGUGUCCGCGCUCUGUGUCGGGGAUGGAAGCGCGGAGGAUGGAGGCAUGUCCGGAGCCAAAUCAGAGGAAGAGGAAGAUCGCUUCCCGAUCGGCAUCAGGGAGGCGGUCAGCCAGGUGCUGGACGGAUAUGACUGGACACUUGUGCCGAUGCCGGUGCGCGUAAACAACGGGAACAAAGCUAAGCCCCACGUAAAGAGGCCCAUGAACGCCUUCAUGGUGUGGGCACAAGCGGCUAGGAGGAAACUGGCCGACCAGUACCCCCACCUGCACAACGCGGAGCUCAGCAAGACCUUGGGCAAACUGUGGAGGUUGCUGAACGAGAACGACAAGAGGCCAUUCAUCGAGGAGGCGGAGAGGCUGAGGAAACAGCACAAGAAGGACUAUCCGGAGUACAAGUACCAGCCCCGGAGACGCAAAAACGGCAAACUAGCGCCUGCCAGCGAGUCAGAUAGCCAGGGGGAAGGGGAGGCCAGCCACUCCCAGUCACACUACAAGACCCUGCACCUGGAGCACAAUGGUGGGGCUGGGUCCCCCCUGGGUGACCUGCACCACCACCACCAUCACCACCACCAUCCUGCUGGUCAGGGUCACAGCCCACCCACACCCCCCACCACCCCAAAGACAGAACUCCAGUCUGGAAAACUGUCAGAUGCCAAGAGGGAGUCAGCAGCAGGAGCGGCCGGAGGAUCAGGGGGGUCCAGGGGAGCCCUUGGGGUGGGAGCUGAAGGGGCGUCUCGUGGUUCAUCAUCAAGCGCUAAACCCCACAUCGACUUUGGCACCAUGGACAUCGGCGAGAUUAGUAACGACGUGAUGUCCAACAUCGAGCCGUUUGACGUAAACGAGUUUGACCAGUACCUUCCUCCAAACGGCCACCCGCAGAGUGCACCUGGGGCCACGGCAGCCGGAUCUUCGGCCUCGUCUUACGCCUACGCCCUGGCUGCUGCAAGCGGGCACUCCGCCUGGCUCUCCAAACAGCAGCAGCAGCCUCAGGUCUCUCCAUCUUCCUCCGACCCCUCCAAGGCCCAGAUCAAGAGCGAGUCUGCGUCCGGGAGCCACUACGCCGAGGCCUCGUCCUCUCCCUCCUCAGGCUCCCACGUCACCUACACCCCUCUCAGCCUCCCUCAUUAUGGCUCUGCUUUCCCCUCGCUGGCCUCCAGGGCUCAAUUUGAGUACGGAGAGCACCAGGCCCCCGGGGCUUACUAUGCCCACUCCAGCCAGGCCCCGGGGCUGUACUCAGCCUUCUCCUACAUGGGUCCUACACAGAGGCCUCUUUACACUACCAUAGGAGACCCCUCCAGCGUGGCCCCCUCUCACAGCCCCACACAUUGGGAGCAGCCUGUUUACACCACACUCACAAGACCUUGAGGGAGACCAGCUGAGCAGAGGGAAAUAUGGGAAGCGUGUGAGUGGAUCUGUGUGAGCGUGUGAUUCUGUAUACGUGUGUGUGUGUGUGUGCGUGUGCCCGUGCCAUAUUGAUGUUAUAUUAGAGGUUUUUACUUUUUUAGCCAAUAUAAUGCAAGACGCAUCCACGGGGCCUUACACAGUUAAAAAAAAAAGACAGCCACAAACUCACACAAUAUAAAGUGUGAAUCAUGGGUCAACCGCCAAUCAAGAAUUAAAUAAACUUUAACAAACGUGUGCCAACAUACAUUUAUAACUUGGGAUGGGACAGAAAGUGUGAAAACUUGAGUGUGAACAGACGCUGCGCUGAUGUAUGACUUUGAUUUGACCCAGAAAACGAUGGGUUUAGACAGACAUAAUCAGAUUUUAUUAACCAAACUAAAGCAGAUGUUUUUGAUGUUAUUGUGUUAUUUUAUAUGAGUAGUAAGUUUAUUGUCGUUGUUGAUAUCCUAGUUUGUAACUUUAUUGUGACUGAUUUGAUAUUACACUAAUACAUCUGCACCACUGCUUUGGGAAAAGCAUGUUUUUGUUUCAGUAAGAUGUUCCCUGGGGUUGUUUCUUCAUGGCCAGAAAUGGAUAGCUGCAACUUUGUUUUUUUCUGUGUACAUAGAACACUCCGUGUUUCUGUCCUGAACUGAAGAAUUAAGCAUUUAAGGGGAAAAAUGGGAAAAAGAGAGGGAAAAGAGAGCUCUGAAAGAUGUAUUUCAGCUUACCGCUCAGUCGUGGACACUUACCUCAACUCUAAUCAUUUUUGUGCCAAUAGCAAAGGAGAAAUACGACUCUGGAUACCUGAUAAAAUAAUGCUGAAGGUAUUCAAAACAUUUAGAGCAGUAAGCAUCCGCUUCAGUCUUCUUUCUUGCAUUUUAAGUGCCUAACAUUUGGCUGAUUCACUUUUGAUUUAUCAAAAAACUGACUUAAAAUGUAUAAGUACAAAGUCUCAACCAAAUCUCUUCAGAUAAUUGGCCAGCUUUGGGUCCUACUUAAGGAUUAGAAUCACAUGUACGACUGUUCUGCACUGCAUGUGGGCCACAAGCAUGUUUUUGUCUUUACAGUUUUUUCCCCUAUAUUGUGCCCAAAUAGCCCUCUUCCUCUUCAGCAAUGUGAAUAAUGGUCAUUACCACAGGCUUCACUUUUAUCACGUGAUGCAUACUUUACCAUUUUAUACUGACCCUCUUACCAUGUAGUUAUUAUUUUUAUGUAAGUAAUAAUGCAAUGUGUGUCACACCUUUGCUUCUUCCAUUUUGUAUAAUUCUGGAUAGUUUUGUAAAGUGUUUGCUAUACAUUCACUUGAGUAUUU
Molecule: messenger RNA, 3159 nt
Organism: Micropterus dolomieu (smallmouth bass)
Lineage: Eukaryota; Metazoa; Chordata; Actinopteri; Centrarchiformes; Centrarchidae
Product: transcription factor Sox-10-like
Exons: 4
Coding region: 327-1826 (499 amino acids)
Biological process (GO): enteric nervous system development; morphogenesis of an epithelium; neural crest cell migration
Cellular component (GO): nucleus
Molecular function (GO): RNA polymerase II cis-regulatory region sequence-specific DNA binding; DNA-binding transcription factor activity, RNA polymerase II-specific
Source: RefSeq, a predicted model, not a curated record